AUGCUGCUCAGCCGGCUCGUACAGCUCUUGGUGUCGGUGAUGCACGUGAUCACCAUCAUCUGCAAUGCGCUGGCGGUGGUGUGCGUGGUGUUCUUCUGGGUCCACGAUGGCAAAUACAGACUGGACUGCCCCUGCUACCUGGCCAUCAUGCCGCCGCUCGACUUUGGCCCCAACUACCCCAGCUGGAGCUACACGAUUCCCGAGCAGGAGCUCGUCGAAUAUGGCGAAAAAUGCCUGCAGCAGACGCCGGCCGAGCAUAGCGAGGUGCUCGACUACUUCCAGAGCUCCGUGCUCAGCCGUUUUACGGACUUUGAUAGCGCCGAGGGCCGCCCGAAUUUCGUCGCCAACUCGACGGUCCGCGACGACAAGGCACAUGCAGAUCGUAACCCGCUGCACACCAUCAUCACCGACAUGUUCGUGCUGAGCAAACAGCCCGAGACGUACGACCCGGCUUCUAACUAUCUCCAUCCGUAUCUGCGCCGGCGUACCAGCGGCACCCUCCGCCAAUUCAUCGCCAACUUCCUGGAGCGCAUGCCCCGCUGUCGCUACGCCGAGAAGCUCUACUUUACGAUCUGGCUCAUCAUCGUGCCGCUGAUCGCCAUCGCCGGCGUCAUCUACGCGUUCAAAGGGGUCUUCAUCUGGGAGCUCAGCUAUCAACUCGUGGCUCUGGGCACGCUGACGCUUGCGACGGCCGUGUACAUCUACUGCAGCAACCUCUACUCCCGGGCGCGCGUCGAUAUCGCCUCGAUGUUCUUUGUCGUGGCGAUCGGCAUCCACGUGGUCGAUAUGCUCGCCCUCCUGCUCCACAUUCUCUGCUUCAAGCACGAGCAGAAGGUGCUCCGGCGUAACUAUGGCGUGAAGCCGAAGCAGGUC
Molecule: messenger RNA, 873 nt
Organism: Mesorhabditis spiculigera
Lineage: Eukaryota; Metazoa; Nematoda; Chromadorea; Rhabditida; Rhabditidae
Source: the annotation of a GenBank genome assembly